Patiria miniata (bat star) is the source of this 3026-nucleotide messenger RNA. RefSeq names its product max-like protein X (gene mlx). Gene Ontology annotation, molecular function: RNA polymerase II cis-regulatory region sequence-specific DNA binding; protein dimerization activity; DNA-binding transcription factor activity, RNA polymerase II-specific. Gene Ontology annotation, cellular component: nucleus. The coding region runs from base 173 to 874 and encodes 233 amino acids. The transcript is spliced from 9 exons. NCBI's taxonomy places the organism in Eukaryota, Metazoa, Echinodermata, Asteroidea, Valvatida, Asterinidae. The record is from RefSeq and is a predicted model, not a curated record. Gene Ontology annotation, biological process: regulation of transcription by RNA polymerase II.
CAAAGUACGAACAUCUGCUUUGGUACAUAUAUGUGUACGUGUAUGCAUGGAUCUUUGGUACGUGCGCUUGUUCAUUUUGUUGUGAGAGCAUGCAGUUUGCGAUAUAAAAUGGGGAACCGAUCGAAGCGAUACACAUGAUCUGAGGAUAUAGGGUGAACCAGUAUCUGUCAAGAUGUCCGCCACAGAUUCCAGCUUUGCAGACUCCAGCUUUGACCAGAGUAUGCAGGAUGAUGAUUUGCCUCUAUCUGGUCCAACGUCUCGACAGAAUAGUGCCUCCUCUCUGCCUGGGUUGAAUGAUGGAGGACUGCAGCUAACAGAUGACGAUGAUGAUACAUCUGAUGCAUUUCGUAAUUACAAAGACAGACGGCGGAACGCCCACACAGCAGCUGAACAGAAGAGAAGGGAUGCCAUUAAGAAAGGUUAUGAGGAGCUGCAGAUGAUAGUUCCAACAUGUCAACAGGUUGACAGCGUAGGGUCCCAGAAACUCAGCAAAGCCACCAUACUACAGAGAUCGAUUGACUACAUCCAAUACUUGGUGCAGCAGAAGAAGAAACAGGAACAAGAGGUGGAGAAUCUGAGGAAAGAAGUCAUGGCCCUCAAAAUCAUGAAAAGUAAUUAUGAACAGAUUGUCAAAGCUCACCAAAACACACCAGGUCAGGGCCAGAACCAAGUGUCUGACCAGGUCAAGUUUAAUGUGUUCCGUGCCAUCAUGGAUUCCCAGUUCCAGUCUUUUAAUGAAUCCAUCUCAGUAGCCAGUUUUGCAGAGCUCUCAGCGUGUGUGUUCAGCUGGCUAGAAGAAUACUGCAAACCACAGACAUUACGGGAGCUUGUCUUCAAUGUAUUGAGGAAACUUCAUCAAAACCAGGCUUUCUGAUCAGACAGCGGAUCAAAAUCUCAGCCCAGUAUGCGGUUUAGUCCCUGCUUUCUGUAUAAUGACAUUAAUUUAUUGUAAAGUGAGCUUUUUCGACCAUGACAGAAGAUGUUUACACUAAAAAAGGAAAAAUUUGUGAAGAAGUUUUGAUUUUGAAAAGAGGGUAAAGAGCAAACUGACACCUGUAUUCAUUUUGAAAUGCAUCCAGCAACUGGAAACCAUGUGUGGUUGUGUUGUACAGAUCCAAAUGGGUUAUGAAAUGUAACAAUAUGUGAAAUGGUUCACUUUCAUUUUAUGAUUUUGUGCUGCUUUUGGAAAUAGCUUUUAUUGAAUGCUUGAAAUGAAUGACCAUGAGCAGAAACACUGCAUAUUUUUAUGGAAAUGAAAGCAAAAGACAUGAUUGUCACUGUUUCACAGUCCUCCGAGUUGAGUAACGCAUUGGAGCAAAACUUGCUUGUUUUUGGUGUGGUUAUACAUGUACAUAUGUAUUUAGGGUGUGGAUUGUUGGACCGAAUGUCACUUGUAAAAUUCCAAGAUAUUUAGCAAUUGGAAAAGAAUUAUUCCGUAUUUCGACUCAUAUUACAUUAGAAAAAAAGAUUCUAAAUUCCAGAUGUGUUUUUUUUUGUAAACUAAAUGGGUCAAGGAAAAUGGAAUUGAGCAAAUGGGUGUGCCUAUUAAACUAGGUAUUAAAUGUAAUUCAUUCAAAUUUUAUCCUUUUUGGCUAGGCAGAUGACUAAACUUCUUAAUUUAAAGUAAUAUUAACAAAAACCAAUUGGGCCAGUUAGCAUGGAAGUUUUGAAAAAUAAGGCACAGAAAAUGAAACAGAAGAAGAUAUUUCACCCUCAACACUAUUCCCUUGGACAAAUGCCAGUUGGAAAGGGUCAAAACCUCUGAUUCCAGCCAGCUAUAAACAAUGGAUGAUUUUUACAACAAACUUCAAUAACAAAUCCCAACUUGAACAUAAGUCAAAUUGAUUAUUGUCAUGGCAAAAAUGAGGGUAAUAGUAACUUUCAGACUUGGGCAACACUAAUGGUUUCCUGAGGAGUUUGGAUUGGUGAAGUUGCUGGAUAGACAACAAUUUUGUUUCAAAAGGAAUUAUGUAAUGCAGGUUACAGCGAUUUCAUCAUUCAAAAGCUUUCAGUGAGAUCAAUUUGAUGCUAUUAAUUCAGUACACAAGUACCCCAGCAAUGCUUCCAAAGAGAAACAUGGGGGGACCACUGCAUUGCUGAUGAUGCCUGACACUCAUGUGAAGAUGCCAUAGGUUUGUGUGCAUUCAGAAUCAGUUGAAUUAUGCAUACUGACACCCAUAUGAGCACAGACCAGUGUGAAUAGACAGCAUGUCCCUCCCACGAGAGCUCUUUGUGAUUGAUGUCUAAUGUCCAUGCAGAGUCCAUGGUAAUCAAUGCAAAAAGUGCUUAAAAAUCCACAAUGUAGUACUGAUUUGUGUCAGCAUUUGAUAUGGACCCAUUUGUUUUACUUCAGAUCUUGAAAUGAUAAAUCAAUGCGGCAGAAUGUUUGUAGAAGACACACUUCACUUGUUCCAGACAUUAGAUUCCUUUUACAUUGCAUUGUCCUUUGUAUGCGCCUUAACGUAGCACAGCCACAGAAUGCAAACAAUCAUUUAAACAGCCUGGUGCAUUUCAGGUGUUGAGAAAAAAAAAGGGAAAUUAUUAAAUCUUUUAUAUAUACAUUUCAAUGUUUAUAUCCUAACAAAGUUACCUAAAGACCUAAAGAAAGAGAUAUCGGCCUAGUAUGGACAAUUUUCAUUAGUCAUUACUAUUUUGUUCAGUGUAUCCUGAAUACUUGCAAGGUGUUGUGAUCAUAUCAUAUAUUUAGGAACAUUUCCAUGAAUGUCCUGCAGGCAUGCAACUUUUCCUCAGAUCGGCUGAUUUCCUUGUUUUUACUUCCCAUGUGUGCCGUUGAAAAUAGAAAAACACUGUACAAAGUCUUGGAAAGACUUGAAUUUCCCCUUUUUUGUGACUUCCCAGUUGCAUGCCUGGUCCUGGGAAGUUGGAUAUUUUCCAAGUUUAGAGCAUCCCAUCACGACGUGAUUAAGUGUCUGUGUGAUACGCCCAACAGGAAAUAAAAAAGGUACAUGUAUUUGCCGAGUCAUGACCUGGUUGAUGAGUCAGUUGUUUAUUUUUGUGAUGGUGAA